This is a messenger RNA of Halichondria panicea, 1178 nucleotides long. Its product is annotated as thioredoxin domain-containing protein 5 homolog. The coding region runs from base 47 to 1105 and encodes 352 amino acids. Gene Ontology annotation, cellular component: endoplasmic reticulum. Gene Ontology annotation, molecular function: protein disulfide isomerase activity. Gene Ontology annotation, biological process: protein folding. NCBI's taxonomy places the organism in Eukaryota, Metazoa, Porifera, Demospongiae, Suberitida, Halichondriidae. The record is from RefSeq and is a predicted model, not a curated record. The transcript has 7 exons.
CUAUUUAAUACCCAUUUUUCUAAUUAGUGCCCAAGCCUUAUCCACCAUGACCCCCACACACCUCCUGCUAGUAGCUCUGCUACUCACACUCGCUGCCUCCUCUCCACUAGAGCUGACUGGGGAGACAUGGCAAGAUACCAUUGACAAGGAAAAUCCUGUGUUUGUAAAGUUUUAUGCUCCUUGGUGUGGACACUGUAAGAACCUUGCUCCUACCUGGGACCAGUUGGCAGACCAAUACAAGAGCUCUAACAUUGUCAUUGCAAAGGUUGACUGCACUACACACACAACUGUCUGUGCUGACAAUGGGGUCAAAGGUUAUCCGACCCUCAAGCUGUUCAGGGGAGGGGAAGUGUGGGACCAUCGCGGUGCACGUGAUCUCAACUCUCUUACAGAGUUCAUAUCAAGUCAUGUCGGAGACACACAGACACAGUCAGUCCAACCCAAAGCACUCACUGAUGCAACAUUUCCAGACUAUACGAGCACAACUCCUGGUCUGCAUUUUAUCAAGUUCUAUGCUCCAUGGUGUGGUCACUGUCAGAGACUUGCCCCUGUAUGGGAGGAGUUGGCUAGCGAGUAUAACAACAACCCAUCUGUACACAUCAGUAAGGUAGACUGCACACAAGAGACUGGUACAUGUGGACAACUGGAGGUCAAAGGUUAUCCAACUCUCCUUCUGUUAGUGAAUGGUGUGCUGGUGCAUAAGUACAGUGGAGGCAGAGACCUUGAGUCCCUCACUAGCUUCAUAGUAGACGCUCUUACAACAGAGGCUCCACAGGUACGGGGGGUAGUGGAACUAACCAAGGAGAGCUUUGGGCCAGCCCUGAUCGAGAAUCAAGUUGUGUUUGUUAAAUUCUACGCUCCCUGGUGUGGCCAUUGUAAGAGCUUGGCCCCUGUCUGGGAUCAACUGGCAGAGGCUAUCCACAGCUCCUUCACUACUGCAAUCAUUGCCAAGGUUGAUUGCACAGUGGACAAAGAGCUCUGCUCUGAGCACCAAGUACAUGGCUACCCGACACUUGUCCUCUUUAAAGAUGGGCAAAGAUUUGAUUAUCGUGAUGCGAGAGAUUUCACUUCGCUACUCAAUUUCGUUAAAGACUAUAGUAACUGAAUUUAUUAUGCAAGUUUUGCUUUUGCUUGAUUUGUACGAUUAAUGCAAUAAUGUGUGUUUGGCCUAAAUUGAA